This is a messenger RNA of Lasiodiplodia theobromae, 1476 nucleotides long. Its product is annotated as Tetratricopeptide-like helical protein. The record is from RefSeq and is a predicted model, not a curated record. The coding region runs from base 1 to 1476 and encodes 491 amino acids. The transcript is spliced from 5 exons. Lineage: Eukaryota; Fungi; Ascomycota; Dothideomycetes; Botryosphaeriales; Botryosphaeriaceae.
AUGGCACCACAGCCGACCAUCAAUGCGGAGCUUGAAAGGGCUAUCGAGGCUGCGAAAGAGUCCUUCUCGCGUCUUCCAGAUGGGGAUGAGAUCUUUCAGAAAUGCAAGACUGGACAGCUUUCUAUUCUCGACGUCGUCAAGGCUGCCCAAGGAUCAUUUAGGAACAAAAAAUCGACCGAGCGGCUGGAAAGCCUAGAGAAACACGUUGCGUGGCUCCAAGGCCUUUCAAGUGUCAUUGACGCCGCCGUUCAGACGAAAGCCGAUUUAAUGUGCCCCGUAUGGGCGCCCAUUAAGUUUGUUUUGAAGGUCUCCAAUGACCAUUCCCGCACAACGGACCAAAUCCUCCUGAUGCUCGACACCAUAGUAGAAGGCAUGGGCCACGCUAGCUUGUACAAGGAUCUUGAGUCGGAUGCAGACAUCGACACUGCCCUGUUGGCCCUCUUCAAGGAUGUUGUUGAUUAUUGCAUUCAAGCCACGGAGUUCUUUGGGCGGUCGUCAUUUAAGCGACUUGCAAGUAUGUUAGCCAAGCCAUACAAGUACGGGUUCUCCCAGAUGCGAGAUAGGAUUCGAGAGCAUACCACACAUUUGCACCGUCUCGUCAUAGAGAAAGAAGCCAUCCGUGCGGCACAGGCUAGAGAGGAAGAUCGAAAAUUCCGCUGCCAGACGUGGCUCCGGCCGUGCAGCAUGAACAAAGUCCACGAGAGACACAUCAGAACUCGAAUCUCCGGCACAUGCGAAUGGAUACAGAGCAAUCAAAUCUUCUUGGAUUGGAAAACCACACCCUCUACAACGGCCUCGGAGAACAUGCUCUGUAUCUCUGGUGUUCACGGGUGUGGGAAAUCCGUACUUGCUUCUGCAAUUUUCGAAGGCCUGAAGGCGGAGAGGCAUAACGCCAUACUCUUCUCGUUCUCCACCACCGACGCGGACAGGCAGACUAAGGAUUCUGUUGCACGCUUUCUGUUAUCACGCCUGCUUAGCCGAGGUCUCCGAGAGUCAGUCCACAGCAUCCACGCCAUGCUCAGUGACGAGGAACACCCAAGCACCCCGCAGUUGUGGGAACUCCUCCAAGAUUUAGUGCGGCAAGAAACGCAACCCACUUUCUACAUUUUCGAUGGCUUAGACGAGGCCUCAGACGAUCGUCAAGACAUUGUCGAUGGUAUGCUCAAAAUUCUUGAGCAGUGUCUGGAGAGCAAAUGUCUUUUUCUUGGGCGACCGCAAGCAUUCGACAAUAUCCCGGAGCUGGCAACCUCAUGCAGUCGACGGAUUGAAAUGAAUCAGACCCUCACGCAGCCUGAUAUUGAGGUUUUCAUUGACACGAACAUCAAGAAACUCGACACUCUUCAGAGCCAAGGUCUGCGCGCCCACGCAUCUGAGAUCUUGAAGAGAAAUUGCGGGAUAAGCACGAUAUCAUGGAAAAACUUGGAAAUCUUCCACGAGACUUGGAAGCAGCAUAUCAACAGAUCUUCUCACGCCUGA